Bufo bufo (common toad) is the source of this 652-nucleotide messenger RNA. Its product is annotated as cytochrome c oxidase assembly factor 1 homolog. The record is from RefSeq and is a predicted model, not a curated record. The transcript is spliced from 6 exons. Gene Ontology annotation, biological process: mitochondrial respiratory chain complex IV assembly; mitochondrial respiratory chain complex I assembly. Gene Ontology annotation, cellular component: mitochondrial inner membrane. Lineage: Eukaryota; Metazoa; Chordata; Amphibia; Anura; Bufonidae. The coding region runs from base 222 to 632 and encodes 136 amino acids.
AGCUGUCGGAAGAGGAAGUGCUGCUCUCUUCCCCACAUGGCGUUAACUCUUCAUGUCCUGGAACAGCAGCAGCAGCAGCAGCAGCAGCAGUAGCGCUCUAUGUCGGAUUCUCUGCCUGCUCAUGACACCCUCAUCAAUACCUGGUGCAAAGUCAUGAUCAUCUAAACAACACUUCACCUUUGGGAAUAGAGAAAACUUCUAGACCACCAGAUACAGGAAAGAUGCCAGUGCCUUUGAGGAGCCUUCAGCAGUUGGCCAUAUAUUUGGGUGUAGUGUCAGGAGGAGGAUGUGCCAUGAUGUAUUAUUUGAUUCAGAAGUCAUUUGCCCAGAAAGAAUAUUACUUGGGUGCACUGGAAAAACUUGAAUCUCAGUCUAAUGUUCUAGAGAUGUUAGGAGCACCACCACUUAAGGUCCACAAUCUCCGACUGACAGACAAAUACAACCACAUUGACAAGACAACAGCCCAGAUCAAGAUACCAGUGUCAGGAACCACAAUGGGCGGGUAUCUCUAUAGCUCAGCUGUCAAAGACCAAUUCAACCGAAGGUGGAAUCUCCAAGAUGUCAUUUUAAAACUGAAUAACGGUGAAAGUGUCUCGAUUUACCACUCCGAUAGUGAGGGGGAUGACAAGUAGUCAUGUCUCUUAAUUGUGCA